This is a messenger RNA of Xiphias gladius (swordfish), 1791 nucleotides long. Its product is annotated as perforin-1-like. The coding region runs from base 42 to 1769 and encodes 575 amino acids. The record is from RefSeq and is a predicted model, not a curated record. Lineage: Eukaryota; Metazoa; Chordata; Actinopteri; Istiophoriformes; Xiphiidae. The transcript has 3 exons.
GACUAAAGCUUGCUGUCAACAGCUUGUUGUCAACAGUUAAGAUGGCAAAUUUGUGGCAACUCACGCUCCUGUGCUGGGCAUGGAGUCCUCUGUGUCUGCCAUCCAGUGUAAGCUUCAUUGGAAAGCCACAAGAGUGUGAAAAGGCUCACUUUGUCCCUGGUUACAAUCUGGGUGGAGAAGGCUUUGACAUCGUCACAAUGGAGCGGAAAGGUGCCUAUGUCAUCGACACUGAAACGUGGAAGCUUGGCAAUGGCACUUGCAGGCUAUACAGAAACAGCUACAUGAAUAAGGAAAAGCAGAAGGUCCCAGUUGCCGUGGUGGACUGGAGAACCCUCCCUAAGUGCAGUUUAACAGUCUCUAGUAUAGUUUAUGACUCUGUUGAAUCUCUUGUCAAUGACUCCACAUCAGCUGUGUCCAGUGAUUGGAAAAUUGGCCUUAAUUUAACUGUGGACCCAACCAUAGUAUUUGUGCCAAUCUAUGGAGGUUCCCACUCCAAAGAAUCAACCUUUACCAUGAAAAAGUCAAAAGAAGACAGGUACACCUUCUUUCGCCAUUCUGUCUACUGUAACUUCUACCGCUACAGACUGGCAGGAAAUCCUCCACUGAGUCACGAAUUUGAAUCAGCCAUCAACUCCCUUCCUUCCUAUUCAAGUAAAGCCAAGCCAUUAUAUCACAAUCUGAUCGACACCUAUGGUACACAUUACAUCGUGCAAGUGUUUCUGGGAGGUGAAAUGAAGGCACUCACUGCUGUCAGGACCUGCAGGGCAACCAUGAGCGGCCUGUCAGUGACAGAAGUCAAUGACUGUUUGUCAGUUGAGGCCUCAGCUGGCUUUGCACAUCCUGACAGUAUUAAGUCAAUGAUGCAACACUGUGAGGCAAAGAGGAAGAAGCUCUCUAUCCCAAGUUUCAGUAGUGCAUUUAAUGAGCGUAACACAAAGGUCAUCGGUGGAAAAAUUGACGGAGCUGAUAUCCUCUUUCAAGGGCAGUCAAAUACUUUUGUCUAUAAUAAAUGGCUUAACUCGCUGAAAAACACACCUGAUGUGGUCCGAUACAACAUAAAGCCCCUGCACACCAUACUGCCAAUUGGUCAUCCUGCCAGGGCUGGACUGAAACAAGAGGUGGAGAAGUACAUCAAGAAAAAUGCAGUGUUGAAGAAAUGUUCAGAAACCUGUAAGAUUGGGCAGAGGUCCAGCAAAAGGGAUCCUUGUGCUUGUGUCUGCAACAGUAAUCAGAAUAUCAAGUCAAACUGCUGUCCUGCUGGGAAAGGUCUUGCCACCUUAAAGGUAUUAAGACUUUAUGCAGAGGGUCUGUAUGGUGAUAGGUGUACGCAGACAGAUGGUUCAGUGGAGGUUAGAUAUGGUGACCAGGUAAAGCUCACUGCCAUUAUAGCAAACAAUGACAAUCCUAAAUGGUCAGAAACCUUUGAAUUUGGUCCCAUCAAAAUUGACAAGAAAAACAAACUUAAGUUCACUGUUUAUGAUGAGGACAGUUACUGGAACAGUGAUCUCCUUGGCAAGUGCUCAUUUGAUCUGCGUAGAGGAAAUGUGACAGACAGCUGCAUGUUAAAUCAUGGUACCUUCUUUUUCUCCUACAUAGUAGAAUGCGCACCAAGUCUUGGUGGUCAGCAAUGUCAAGAGUACAUACCAAACCCCAUGAGCCCCUCUCUGGGCAAGGACUUCUGCACCAGAGAUGGGGUUCUUGUUGGAGAGUCAGGGGAGGAUCAUGCUCAAUCACUCAGUCAGUCGGGUGGCGGUCAGCGGCUGAUGUGAGAUGAUGAAUGACAUUAAGAUU